AUGUUCUGGGAAUGUCAUAUAUUAACAUCAUCGAUUGACAAAUUACUUGAUCAACCAGUUGAUCAAAUAAAAUUACAAGAUUUUCUUGAUGAAAAUGAUUUAAUUCAAGAAUGUCUAAAUCAAAAUAAACGUCUACUUGAUUAUCUUGUUCAAGCAAAUAUUAUGCAAGAACUUAUUCAUCAUGUAAUUACAUUACCAAAAGAUGAUAAUUUUCGUAAUGCAAAUGUAGUUAGUGAAUUAUUAUCCGGAGAUUUUCAACGUAUACAAGAUACUUUAUUAGAAAAAGUUAAUUUGGAUUUAUUAUAUUCAUUUUUAUUAUCACAAAAUAAUGAAAUACUUAAUCCAAUAUUAGCUUCAUAUUUUUCACGUAUAAUUAAUACAUUAAUUAUUCGUAAACCAAAUGAAAUAAUAAAUUAUUUUAAAACACGAGAAACAUUUAAAGAUGAUUUUCUACAUAAUCUAGAUGCAACAUCAAUUACAGAUAUAUUAUAUCGUUUAAUAUCUGAUUCAGGUGAUCAACGUUCAGAUACAAUUAAAUGGUAUGAAGAUAUUAAUUUAAUUGAUGGUCUUAUUCAACAACUUUUAAUAACUGAAUCAAAAUCUGUUCAAAUCAAUAUUGCUAGUUUAUUGAGUGAAUUUUUACGUUUAGCAUUUGAUCAACAAACUGGAAUUGAUUGUGAUACGGCUGGUACAUCAUUAACAGCAACAAUAGAACGAUUACUUCAUGGUCGAAAUGAUAAUCAUGAAGGAACAACACUAUUAAGUCAUCUUUCAUCUAUUAGUAAUGAUGAAAAACAAGCUUUGAAUGCUGAAUCAGAAGAAAAAUUAACACCGGUUGUUCUUGCUCAACAUAUUCUAUCAAAAUCUAAUCUUGAACAAAUAUUCGAUGCAUUAAUCAAACGUCCAACACUUGUUAUAAUGGGAUGUGAUUUUCUUGAAAGUAUUCUUGAUCUUCUUAGUCGACAAAUGCCUGUACCAGUAUGUAUACCAAUAGUAUCAAAAGAUAAUAAUUCUUCUUCAUCAAAUAACGAAGAACCAAUGCAGGUUAAUGAUGAAGAGGAUUCUGUAUCGGUGAGUAAAUCUAAUGAGAAUGAAAAUGCCUUAAUAAAACUUGCCAAAGAUCCUCUUAUUCGUAUUUAUUUAACAUUACUUGAAAUAAUUCCUUCUCGUUUACCAUCAUUAAUUGCCUUACUUUCAACACCAUGUCCACCAUUAAUUCCAUUAUCAGAUGAUAAACCGCAAAAAGAAGAAAAUCAAUUUAUUAAUGAACCUCUUGGACCUAUGCGUCUUAAUUUAAUAAAAUUCUUUUCAAAAUUAAUCUAUACAAUUUCGAAUGAUUAUACCGGUGAUAAUAUUUAUCAAAUAUUAAAUUCCAAUCAUUUAUUUCAAAUAUUAAUUGAUCUUUUUCUUCGACAUGUUUACAAUAACUUUUUACAUACACAAGUUUACCUUAUUAUUCGUCUUAUUAUUCAUAUAAAUUCAACUGCUGUUAAACAAUCAAAUGAUAUUUGGACGCGUACAUCGCUUCCGAAUCAAGAACAAAUUUCCAAUUCAUCAUCAUCAU
Adineta steineri is the source of this 1564-nucleotide messenger RNA. The record is from the annotation of a GenBank genome assembly. NCBI's taxonomy places the organism in Eukaryota, Metazoa, Rotifera, Eurotatoria, Adinetida, Adinetidae.